CGAGCAGCUCGCGGGGACGUUUUUUGCGCCAUCAGAGCUGCUGUUGAGCCCAAGAGAUUCACUGGCAGUCAUCUUUCAAAGCACCAGUUAGUCCCUUUACGCAGGACCUGCGAGGCGGCGCGACCAACACCUCUUCCGCUGAGGGCAAGGCAAGCCGCCCCCCACGCCGUCGCCGCGCGCGAGCGAGCGCGAGACAAAAACACCAAGAUGCGCGGCGCUCCCUGCCUCCGCGCGCUGCGGGCCCACCUCGCGACGCGGCCCAACAACCCGCCCGACGUCGCCGACGACGGCUCCGUGGCGAUCGAUGGUACGACCUAUAAAGGUGAAGAGCCGACCGGGUACCGGAGUUCCCAGCAGGGCAUCGGGGUGUACUCGCUCGCCGCCGUCGUACUGCUCGUAAGGUACACAAAACAAUCGGAAUACCUCCGAGCGUGCAUCGCGCGCAAAAUUCGCGGCGUCGUCACGGUCGACCAGGGCGACGUGCGCGCGCUGUUAUCGGGAGCCAAGGACGACUCGGCGAACUUGGAGGGCGAAGAGCCGGUAGAAGCGCCUCCCAUCGAAGUGGUGGAGACCCAGGCUACGCAACAGAAGGAAGAGGUCGACGACGACGCCGACGACCCCUUCGAGUCGAAGUGCUACUCGUUGGGCGACCGGAAUGCCGCUCUAGUUUGUAUCCCGGGCCGCGACUUCUCCUUCGCGGCGAGGCUGUGGGAGAGAUACGUAGAACGGGAAAAGCAGGCGGCCAAAAAACGACAGCACGAAGAGAAGAAGGCCAAGGAGAAGGCCGCUAGGGAUGAAAAGCUCCGCAAAAAAGAUCCGGUGGCCGCGGACAAGAAACGGGCGCGCGAGGAGGCCAAGGCCGAAUCAAAGAAGAAACCGAGGACGUCCGGUACGGUCGGCAUCAUCAUCGUGCCCAACGCCCCCACGGCCUUACUUACGUUAGUAAAUGCGGCCGAUUUGCUCGAACGGAACACCUACAUAACACCGGCCCAAAAACGGCAGCAGGGCGCGAAGAAGGAGCCGGUCGUCAAGGUGUCUCGUACAAGAGGUGAUGGUGUCGUGCAAUCAUUUAAAUUAGUAGACGACCCGCGGCGGUUGUCGGACAGCGACUGGAAGAAGGUCGUGGCCGUCGUCGCGCAGGGCGCCGCCUGGCAGUUCAAGGGCUGGAAGGUUUCCCAGCCUGUGGAUUUAUUCAACAAGUACCUGGGCGUGCACAUCAAGUACGACGACAGCGAAACUCCCAAGGACGUCAAAAAGUGGAACGUCUCGGUGGUCUCCGUCAAUAAACAUAAAAGACACCUCGACCCGACGGCGGCGCACUCGUUCUGGCGGCUGGUCGACGACCACAUCGCGCGGCGGAAGAAGGAGAAGGCCGGCGCGGCGCCGGCGCGGCGGAAGAAGUAGGCGCUUCCUUUCGGUGGUGGUUAUCUAGAUUUGAUCAAUAAAUUACACACGGGGAAGG
Pelagomonas calceolata is the source of this 1462-nucleotide messenger RNA. The record is from the annotation of a GenBank genome assembly. NCBI's taxonomy places the organism in Eukaryota, Pelagophyceae, Pelagomonadales, Pelagomonadaceae.